CCUCGUCAUGAUAAAUUAAUAGUUUAUCAAAUACUUGUUCGAUUAUUUGGUAAUCGAAAUUUAACAAAUAUUGUUCAUGGAACUAUCGAACAAAAUGGUGUCGGUAAAAUGAAUGAUAUUAAUGAUGCUUGUUUAAAUGAAUUAAAAAGAUUUGGUUAUACAUAUAUUUGGUAUUGUGGACUUCUUGAACAUGCAACAUUAACUGAUUAUACAGCAUAUGGAAUUCGUAAAGAUAAUCCUUAUAUUGUCAAGUAA
Didymodactylos carnosus is the source of this 255-nucleotide messenger RNA. Lineage: Eukaryota; Metazoa; Rotifera; Eurotatoria; Philodinida; Philodinidae. The record is from the annotation of a GenBank genome assembly.